AUGAAUGGUACACCACUCGAAAUUCCUGGCUUUUACUAUGAUUCAACACGUAAUAGAUACUUUCGUAUCGCUUCACAAGGAAUAUCUACUCCAUCUGCUAACGCGUAUACAAGGGAACGGUUAAACCAAAAUUAUUCUCUAAAAAGGAACAGUUCCGAAGAUGAUGAAAAGCAAAGUAUAAGCAAGAAGCAUCAUCGUAAAUUAUUACCCGGUAUUAAUAAGUACUUAUUCAACCGGCAGUUAUCUGGGACCCAUGGAAAUUUUAUGAGUGCAGGAUUGUUAGGUCAACGAGGUCGAAAAAUCAAAUUUUCCCCGUCUUUACAGGGUAUCAGUCUACAAAAAAUCCAUUGGGUUCCAGGAUUAGACAAAUAUUUAUUUUCGUCUAAUCGAGGUGAUUUAUUUAUUUCAUCUCUCUAUUCAGCGAAUGAUUCAAAUUUGUAUGAUUCAUCUGUGUCAUCGAAUAAUCAAAUGAUGGCACAGGAAGUGAAUGUUGCUCGUCUUGGUUUAUCACCGUCUCCUAUAACAUCUAUUUCUUCGAACUUCGAUACAAGUUUAUUUUGGACCACUCUUGGCUCACAGUCAACUGAAAGCAAAGCUCAUAUGUGCAAUUUUAAUGUUUCCCAAAAUUCUCCCGAGAAUUAUACUCAAGUAUCCUUAAGAUCGAUGAAAACACCUCAUUGCUCUGAGUUUAUCAAAGGAACGGGGUUCGCAAUAGGUGGUUCAAAUAGAAUCGCUGUCUUGAAUGAAGAAGGUGUUUUCCGAAGAAAUUUCCAUUCCAAAGGUGAUGUUUUUACUUUAAAAGCAAUCGAUCAAAAUACUUUGGCAGCUGGAUGCAGAAACAAAUCAGUUUUAAUGUAUGAUCUGAGAGGUCCUAGCAAAACCAUAUGUCAAUUUUCUCAUGAUACGAGCGUAUGUUCGACAUCCCUUGUUGAUUCUGCUGAACCAAAAUUACUAGUAAGUGGUUUGGUUUCGUCAAUCGCUUUAUAUGAUCUACGGUUUGUAAGACAUGACUCAAAGGUAAAUCACUUGAUGUCCUAUAAGGGGCAUUCUAAUUUGGUGGAACGUAACUUGGCAUUAAUGUGUAAUGAAAAAGGAACCAUUUUUGGAGCGGCCGGUGAUGAUUCACACAUUAGAUUCUGGAGAAUUGAUUCCUCCGAGGUUAUAGCAGACUUUAAGCCAGAUGUUGGAGGAAAUCAUGUAUUAUAUCGGGAUGGAACUUGGCUGAAAUCAAACGACACGGAGGGCUGGCUUCUACCUAUAGACGACUGUGUACAUUUUUAUGAAUCAUGA
Messenger RNA from Schizosaccharomyces cryophilus OY26, 1290 nucleotides. RefSeq names its product WDR21 family WD repeat protein. The transcript has a single exon. NCBI's taxonomy places the organism in Eukaryota, Fungi, Ascomycota, Schizosaccharomycetes, Schizosaccharomycetales, Schizosaccharomycetaceae. Gene Ontology annotation, cellular component: Cul4-RING E3 ubiquitin ligase complex. Gene Ontology annotation, molecular function: protein binding. The coding region runs from base 1 to 1290 and encodes 429 amino acids. The record is from RefSeq and is a predicted model, not a curated record.